This is a messenger RNA of Octopus sinensis (East Asian common octopus), 858 nucleotides long. Its product is annotated as serine palmitoyltransferase 2. Gene Ontology annotation, biological process: sphingosine biosynthetic process; ceramide biosynthetic process. Gene Ontology annotation, cellular component: serine palmitoyltransferase complex. The transcript has 6 exons. The coding region runs from base 16 to 858 and encodes 280 amino acids. The record is from RefSeq and is a predicted model, not a curated record. NCBI's taxonomy places the organism in Eukaryota, Metazoa, Mollusca, Cephalopoda, Octopoda, Octopodidae. Gene Ontology annotation, molecular function: pyridoxal phosphate binding; serine C-palmitoyltransferase activity.
GUGAGAGAAAACUUGAUGACAUUUGUGAAUUCACUAUUUGCUGCAGGUUUACUUGAUAUCCAUAUGGAACUGGAUCAAACUGUGGCAGAUUUUUUAGGAGUUGAGGAAGCUAUUACUUUCCCUAUGGGUUUUGCUACAAAUUCUAUGAAUAUACCAUGUCUUGUUAGUAAGGGUUGCUUGAUAGUCAGUGAUGAGCUCAACCAUGCUUCAUUGGUUCUAGGUUCACGCCUUUCUGGAGCUACCAUACGUGUUUUCAAACAUAACAAUAUGGUAUCUUUGGAAAAAAUCUUGAAACAAGCUGUGGUCGAGGGUCAGCCAAGAACACACCAGCCAUGGAAAAAAAUCCUCAUUGUCUGUGAGGGUAUUUACAGCAUGGAAGGUUCUAUCUGCCGACUUCCUGAAAUAGUGCACUUAAAGAAAAAGUACAAGGCUUAUUUGUAUCUUGAUGAAGCUCACAGCAUCGGUGCUAUUGGAGAUAAUGGUCGCGGUGUCUGUGAGUAUUUUGGAAUUGAUCCAUGUGAAGUUGAUGUUAUGAUGGGAACAUUUACUAAAAGCUUUGCCUCAGCUGGUGGAUAUAUUGGUGGCUCAAAGGAUUUGAUUAACUAUUUAAGGAUAAAAUCACACAGCAGCAUGUAUGCUAGCUGUAUGUCACCUGCUGUAGCCCAACAAAUCAUCAGCACAAUCAGGGUGAUCUCUGGAGCUGAUGGUACAACAGAGGGAAAGAAACGCAUCCGUCAGCUGAAAUGGAAUGUACGCUAUUUCCGGCGUCGCCUUAAUGAACUUAACGUCAUCGUCUAUGGAAACAAAGACUCCCCAGUUGUACCCAUUCUGUUGUAUAUGCCAUCUAAUAUUGCGUGA